Hylaeus volcanicus is the source of this 2635-nucleotide messenger RNA. RefSeq names its product (Lyso)-N-acylphosphatidylethanolamine lipase (gene puml). Gene Ontology annotation, cellular component: lipid droplet. Bases 1026 to 2135 code for a protein of 369 amino acids. The record is from RefSeq and is a predicted model, not a curated record. The transcript has 8 exons. NCBI's taxonomy places the organism in Eukaryota, Metazoa, Arthropoda, Insecta, Hymenoptera, Colletidae.
CAAUACCCAUAGACCUUUAACCUCAAUCAUUUUCCUAUAUCAGUGAACGACAGAUUAUUAUUCAUCCUUACUCUAUUUAAAGGAUUAAAGAUCUCUAGAGGUUAUUAUAAGGUUUUGUCUCCCUGUAACUUUCAUGUUUAUCUGUCGCGUAUAUAUGAAAAAGAUUAUGUGCUCUUGCUUAGGGAAUGUAAUUGCCAAGAGUAUACAAACAUAGCACGAUAAAAUAUAAUCAUCGAUUAUUAUUACAAAUUGUCAUAUCUUACUGGCAAACAGAGAAACUCAUUAUAGCGAUAUGAAUACUGUCUACCUACUUUUUGAAAAAGUACAUUUCAGUACAUCUCAUACAUUAUGGCGUUGAUAACAGUUACCGCGCUAAUGUUAGGUUAUGUUGCUAUUAAUAAAUCAAACGUUUCUAUCGGAGUGACAUACUGUAAUCGAAUGAAAUAAAUAUAGCAAAAUACAAACUAUGCUUAGCGAAGCUUGUAAAAACAGCAUUCCAUUAUACAAGAAUAUAUGUUUUCGAAAAGACAAGUUCUCCAGUUCGUUUGUGUAUCAGCUGAUUCUCCCACUCUCUCUUCCAUUUUUCCUUAGUCAGUAUACACUCGAAUCGACACUUGGACUAGAUAAUAGAACCGACUACGUCGACAUACCGUUUUUCCACAUUGUCAACAAAGAAACCAUCGCUAAAGAACCGCAUAAGUAUCCCUGAAGCUAAUGGCAGAUCAUGAAGUUGUUAAAUCGAAAAGUUGAUUUUUGCGUUCUCAUGUAAUACGAUAUCAACCGACAGACUUUCGUCACAUUGCGUUAUUCGAUUCAACGGUUUUCUGUCCCGAGAUUAAGAUCUGUUUCUGACGUUUUCGAAUCAUUUAACUUAAAUUUGCACAAAGAAUAGAUUCACAUCGCAGAUGAUGCUCGAAAGUGUUGCGAGAUGAUUUUGACAUGUACUUAUAUGCGUACGUAAGAGAGGAAAUUAUUAAGGAAGCUGGAUUUGGGAAUGGAUUAGCUGGUCUGUUUCAUCUUCGACUAUGCUACGUGCCGCGGAGAAGAAAAUUCUUUCCUAUUUGAAAACCACAUAUCGUGGAUGGUAUGUCGACAUAGGACCAGUUGUAGGGACAGCAGAUAAAAUAUGGACUAUUUCUUUGAACGAGGAAUCACCAAAGACACCAAUUGUCUUGCUACAUGGCUUAGGAGCAGGAGUAGCAUUGUGGUGUUUAAAUUUAGAUGUGCUAGCUUCUCAAAGACCAGUAUACGCUAUUGACAUAUUAGGUUUUGGAAGAAGUAGCCGUCCAGUUUUUAGCAAUGAAGCGCAAAAAGCUGAAGAGCAACUAGUUGAAUCCAUUGAAGAAUGGAGAAGGGAAAUGCAGCUGGAAAAAUUUGUGCUGUUGGGUCACUCCAUGGGUGGCUUUCUUGCAGCAUCGUAUUCUAUACAGCAUCCUGAUAGGAUUAAACAUCUUAUUCUUGCGGAUCCUUGGGGUUUUCCUGAAAGACCAGUUGAACCAGCUUCAAAACAACCUAUACCAUUUUGGGUGAAAGCUAUAGCGUACGUGGUGCAACCGCUGAAUCCAUUAUGGGCCGUUAGGGUAGCAGGUCCAUUUGGACAGUGGCUAAUUGAGAAAACUAGGCCAGAUAUCGUAAAGAAAUUUUCACCUAUCUUAGAUGAUACUACUGUAAUUUCGCAGUACAUACAUCAGUGUAAUGCUCAAACUCCGUCGGGUGAAAGUGCAUUUCACGCGAUGAUGCAAGGUUUUGGCUGGGCCAAAAAUCCUAUUGUCAGAAGAAUAGACAAAUUGAGUCCAGAAAUUCCGAUAACUUUGUUAUAUGGUAGUCGAUCGUGGGUAGAUAACUCGUCUUGGGAGACGCUUAAACAAGCUAGAUCAUCGUCUUACAUUAACGUUCAGGCGAUAACAGGAGCAGGUCAUCAUGUUUACGCAGAUAAAAGUGACAUUUUCAAUAAAUACGUAUUAGAAGCGUGUAAUUUAAGUGAUUCGAUACCUCAAUUAACAGCGACGAAUAUUCGUCCAAAUAUUAAAUCCGUAAACGAACAACAAAUCUCGCUCACUGUAACGGACGAAGAAGUUGAUUCGAAAGCCGUGGAAGAACAAGAACUAAAUACGUCGCAAUCACGAUCCAGUUGAAGUUUAGUACACAAUUUUAUAGUUAAAUUACAUUCUUUGACUUUGUCGUGCAAUCGAAUGAACAGCGUACUUUGUGUGAUAGACUAGGUAGACUAGGUGUAUGCACUACAACAUACCAAAUCAUUUCAUAUUAAGUAAUAUUGUAAUGCAAUUUAAUUUCCAACUUAUGUCACGCCAUAUUAGUUCUUAACCUCUUAAACUAUUUCAGUAACAUUAAUUAAAGUGUUGAGAUUUUUAUGUUAUAGAGUUUGAUUUGUAACAUGUGAAUUCGAUUUUAUAACCUACAUAAAUACUUCGAAACAUGUACUUGUGAUACUCGUGAUACUCGAAUCAUAAGUAAAUCUAAAUAAGGUAAAAGCAAAUGAAAUCAUUGGGAUCAAUAUUUUACGUGAAUAUUGCGUGUAAAUUGCAAGCGUAACGAUGGAGAGAAGUUGAAUUGUACAUUAUGUAUAGUUGUAGUAUAAAAUAAAAAAUCUUUGAUAUAAAUCACAAUAAAAAAA